CACUCAGUUUUUUUGCGGCUGGCCAAAACAAUUCAAUUUUUCAUCACGUCUGUGCUUUUUAAUAGCACGUUAUUGUGUUGAAAGACCUAUGCUGGUAAUAUUUCGACAGUCUCAGUGUUUUCUUCUUGUUUUCCAGAAUGUUAUUUGUAACGGUGUAACGUACGGAGAGCUUGUACAUGUUUAGAGUCUAUAAACACAACUUGCCAACCAACACACAGGACUAGCUAGCUCCAGGUUAUGGUCCAGUGUUAUAGCUUUAGUCGGAUAAAACACAUUACACAUUACACGUAUUUAUGACCCAGAGAGAUGGCUCCAAGCAAACGGAUUCUGAAGAAAACGCUGAAGGUGGAUUGCGAAUGGAGCUCGUGCCAGGAGUCCUUCAGUCGGAUGGACAACUUGUGCAGGCACGCGGACGGUCACCUGAGUGCUCUGGACGAGGAGCAGCCAGAAGAGGAAAUAGAAGGAGAAAGAAACUGCCUUUGGAGAGAUUGUGGUUUCUGUUCUAUGGAGGGUCCUGAGGAGAUGCGGCGACAUCUCUUCUUUCACUGUUACCACACAAAACUGAAGCAGUUGGGUCAGCAGGUGCUUAACACCCGGCCAAAAAUCGGCACCUGCGCCAUCGGCUACCAGAACCGCAACAUCAUCCCUGAAAUCCCUGACAAUUUCAUCUGUCUUUGGGAGGAAUGUGAGCAACCACCAUAUGAAAACCCAGAGUGGUUCUAUCGCCACGUGGAGAUGCACAGCCAGUGCAUAGAAAUACCAGCAGGAGAAUAUGAACUUCCAAUACGAUGUGGAUGGAAAGAUUGUGAAGCCACGACUAAAGGGCGUGCUAAGCUCCGGGAGCACCUGCGCAGCCACACCCAGGAGAAGCUGGUGGCGUGUCCCGGCUGCGGGGGGAUGUAUGCAAACAACACCAAGUUCUUUGACCACAUCAUACGACAGAGUGCCAUGGAAGGUCAGAGGUUCCAAUGUUCUCACUGUUCCAAACGUUUUGCAACAGAAAGACUUCUGAGAGAUCACAUGAGAACCCACGUGAGCCACUACAAAUGCCCGCUGUGUGACAUGACUUGUCCGACUCCCUCCGCUCUGCGCAACCACAUAAAGUUCCGUCACAGUAACGAGAGGCCGUACAGCUGCGAAUACUGCGAGUACAGCUGCAAGAAUCUGGUAGACUUGCGCAAACACCUGGACACCCACAGCAGCGAGCCGGCAUUUCACUGCGAUGAUCCCGGCUGUGGCUUCACUUCCCGCAGCUUCAUCACCAUGAAGAUCCACCACAAAAAGGAGCAUGAGGGGAACUUCGUCGCUCGCUACAAGUGCCAUGUGUGCGAUCAGUGCUUCACCCGAGGCAACAACCUGACCGUUCACCUGCACAAAAAGCACCAGUUCAAAUGGCCCUCAGGACACCCAAGGUUCAGGUAUAAGCAGCACGACGACGGCUUCCUGCGGCUGCAACUGAUCCGCUACGAGAGCGUGGAGCUGACCGAGCAGCUGAUGAGGGAGCGGCAGAGUAGGCAAGGGGAGGAGGACGAGGACGAUGGCAUGAAUGAGGAAGAACCCUCGGGGGCCGCUCUCUCAGAGCUGCAGGUAGAACUGAGAGGGGUUUUACUGGAGGAGCCAGAAGCCAGCGCUGAGGAGGGAGGUCAGGAGGAGGAGGGGAUGAUGUACGUCCUCACGGGGGGUUUGUCACCAGCGGAGGACUCGGACAUGCAGCAGAUCCACGAUAGUGAUCAGGGAGCGCAGGUGCUUUGACUGCUACAGCCCUGCGUACACGUACCAUAGACGAGAAGACAAUCUGUAAUGUUUCACAUAUCAUGAUAUAUGUUGGAAGAAUCUUGUUGUGUUUCUGAGCCUUUUAAUGGGGGUUGAAAGCACGUAAUAAUAAUUUAAAACGUCAGAAUGAGAAGACAUUUUGACUAUACGCCUAUGUUAGGUUUUACGUGUGCUUUUAUUUGCUGAUAUUGAGCGUGCGGAAAAAAAUGUGCCCAGUAUUUUUGUAAUUCAUUAUUCAUGCAUUAUAGUUUAUACUGUAAAGUCUUCAAAGGGUUGGAUAUUAAUGCUACACUGCCAAGUGGGAAAGCCGCCUUUUUUAUUGAAGAAUUCACCCCUAGUUGAAAAACACACAUUUUCCUGUUACCUGCUAUUUCUUCAUUUAGAUAUUUCUGUUGCGUGUUGGUGAUAUCAGUCGUAGAGAUGUCAGCCUUCAUGACCCGGUUACUGAAGAUAACCCACAGACAUGUUGUGAACAAUUUCAUGUAGGAAACACUGUCUUUCUAUUGAAGUACAUCCCAUUCAAUUUGAGUAAAUGGCACUAUAGAUACGAUGGAGACAUUUUGACUUUGAGGUGAAAUGUAAGAGAUAUGAUUUACAAGAAUGGCGUGUUUGCAUUAAUAUCCACUGACAUGUGGCAAAGAGGGCCUACCUCAUAGUGCUUUAUCUCUAACUCAAAUAAACUAGUAAAUCUAAAUGUUUGAAAAAA
Molecule: messenger RNA, 2479 nt
Organism: Trematomus bernacchii (emerald rockcod)
Lineage: Eukaryota; Metazoa; Chordata; Actinopteri; Perciformes; Nototheniidae
Gene: hinfp
Product: histone H4 transcription factor
Exons: 9
Coding region: 307-1752 (481 amino acids)
Biological process (GO): regulation of transcription by RNA polymerase II; anatomical structure development
Molecular function (GO): DNA-binding transcription factor activity, RNA polymerase II-specific; RNA polymerase II cis-regulatory region sequence-specific DNA binding
Source: RefSeq, a predicted model, not a curated record